AUUAUAUUACAAACUUCCGUGUAUAAACGUGUUUAUUCUCUUCCUGGGUUGGAAAAUGGAUAUGACGGAUAAGAUUUUGAAAAUAUUGCAACAUGCGAUGGUUUUGUUGUUGCCUAGUUUACAAGCAGAGGUAGUCAUUGAGUAUUACAGUCGGCCGGUUACAGGAGUUGCGAAUUAUACUCUGCAUAACUUGUAUGCUGACGGUAUUCGAAUUCAAGAUUCGUCUUCUGUUUCCUUUCAAUUAAAGUGUAAAGGGGAUGCUUAUAUAUCGCUUCAAAAGAAUCAAAGACAUUUUGAAAAGAAGGUGUUGGAAAUUGGUAUUGGUAUUUGGAAUAACACUGCAUCAACUAUUUCAGACAAACACCAUUCUGUAUUGGUUACAUACAUGGAAUCUGGUAUCACGUCUCAGUUAGAGUAUCGUUACUUUUGGAUCAGCUGGUCAGAUAAAAUCGUACGGGUUGGUAAAGGUGACAUUCCGUACACACAAGAAUUUAUGAAGUGGCAUAAUCUUACUCACAAAAUAAUGUAUAUAAGCAUUGGGACUGCUUAUUGGACAGAAGCAUGCUGGAAAUUCAAAUCUGAAACAGAUACAGCAUCGACAGCACCAACUUACAAUAAAGCCAAUGACAGUUCUCUCGUUGCAGUUUACAUAUCGAUUCCAUGUGUUAUUUUCAUUUGUAUGGUUACUGCAGUGAUAAUACUUAUUUUCUUAAGGAGGCGCAGAAAAAGGGCAAGACAGAACGAAUCAGUUGCUGUAUACAGCGGCAAUGAUUUGACACCCAACAGAGAUUCUCUUCCUGGAGUCACGAACGAGACAUACAGCUCCCAUUCUUUAAAAUUUGUAGAAAACUCAGAUCACUCAAACGGAACGGGAUAUGUCUCCAUAGUGCCUGACAGUCAUUACAUGGAUAUUUGUUUAAAUGAUGAACACUUACCUGAAGCUGCUAGUAAUGAAACUAAAGCAAUUAACAUAAAUUAUUAGAAAUGACAAGGCUGGAGAAGGUACGGCUAAAAUUGAAGAAGAUGAUACUUAUAACAAACUGAAUAAUUUACAGAACAAAACAGCAACAAGAAAAGACUGUUAUGAAGUAAAUGAAAACUCGGUUUACGACCACGCAAAAGCUGGUGGUCGAAACCCGAAAUCUCAUGAGACUGACGAAUAUUCUCACAUUAUUUAAAAUAAACAAAGCAAAAUGCUGUGUUAGGGUCAAAUAUGAGGCCAAUAUUUUUAACAUGUAAUCGAUGACAUCAUAAUAUGACUACAUAUUGGUAGAUUACCAUUAAAUGGAAUCAGAUAAAUUGGAAGUAAGCAGUUACAUUCGAUUUCAAUUACGAUUACAUGAGUGUGAAUCCUCUCGAUUCUUAAUAUGUACGUCCCAUAUAAACACAUAAAACUGUUACAUCUUUUAAUAACCAUUAUACACACUAACUUAGA
Messenger RNA from Mercenaria mercenaria, 1435 nucleotides. RefSeq lists its product as uncharacterized. The record is from RefSeq and is a predicted model, not a curated record. The transcript has 7 exons. NCBI's taxonomy places the organism in Eukaryota, Metazoa, Mollusca, Bivalvia, Venerida, Veneridae. The coding region runs from base 56 to 982 and encodes 308 amino acids.